UCCUGCCACUGACUCUUCUCUCGCCUCUAGAGGAAGACGCUAUGGAAAGCACUUCUGCGUUCUCGUAGAUUCAAUCGACGCAGAGUUGUGAAGGAGGAGAGUUAGUGAAAUCCACCCUUCCGAUCGGUCUAACCUCGAGCUUGAUUGCGGCAUCGAUAUUGUGUAUGUAAGUGUGUGUCGAAAUCUUCGGCUUGGGUUCACAAUCCCUGCCACACAAACCCCGGACACUGUCGCGAGUAAGCUUUGUUUUGUUUGCUUACUCAAUUUGUGAACGUAUUGCAGCCAUUGCCGCUCUCGGAGGAGCAUAUCUCUGCAACAGGUUUUUGCAGUUUCUGUCGCUGAUUGUAUUUGCCCGAUUCUGGAAACCUCGGUGGAGAGCUUUACCAGGUGCAUUUGAGGCAUUGGCAGCGAGUUGUAGGAAGGAUUUGGCGUUGGUUUGUGUUUGGUUGCAAUGCCGACGCUGAACAUCCAGACUAACGUACCUUUGGACGGUGUUGUCACCUCCGAUAUACUCAAGGAUGCUAGCAAGGCCGUGGCGCAAAUUCUCAGCAAGCCUGAGUCGUAUGUCUUGAUAUCUUUGCGUGGCGGCAUUCCAAUGAGUUUUGGAGGUACUGAAGAGCCAGCUGCUUACGGGGAGCUUAUAUCUAUCGGCGGCGUCGGUCCGGAUACAAAUAAGCGUCUGAGUGCCGCCAUUUCAGAUAUCCUGAAGACCAAACUGUCUGUCCCAUCCAACAGGUUCUACAUCAAGUUUUUUGAUGUCAAGAGAUCUGAUAUGGGCUGGAACGGCUCAACAUUCUAGCUACAUCUCCAUCUGUUUACAUUCUGGAAUAUUGGGCGAAAACAUGGCGACGAAGAUGGUGUAACUUUCUUAAUAUGUAGCAAUGUGUUGUCUUUGCCAUCUUUUUUAUGAUUGUAUGUUUCCUGGCCAUCAAUAAUCAACAAGAGUCAUGUACUCCGCCAACAACCGUAUUCGUGAGCAUCGUGUGAUGGGCUUAAUGUACUUAUUUCAUUGAAUCUCGUUCAAUGCUAAGUACCCACUCUAUGUUGCAAGAACAAAUAGAACUCUCGUAGGUGGGAUUAUACAGAAAUUGGUAGGACUUUUAUUUAAGUUUCCUAAUUUGAUGUGUAUACCUCUGAUAGCUGAAGUUAUGAUGAAUAGACAUAUCGUUCUAACUUUCCUUAAGUAUUUUAACAUACCUUGUAUAGCUACUAUUUCUUAACAAAUAAUAUACGCAGCUAGUCGUAGUGUAGCACGCACUAAA
Messenger RNA from Physcomitrium patens, 1262 nucleotides. RefSeq lists its product as uncharacterized. The record is from RefSeq and is a predicted model, not a curated record. Lineage: Eukaryota; Viridiplantae; Streptophyta; Bryopsida; Funariales; Funariaceae. Gene Ontology annotation, molecular function: phenylpyruvate tautomerase activity.